CAGAGUUGCGUCGCGACUUUGAUUCCGUCUCACUUACGGGGGAGAGAAGACCAUCACGAGAGGCUGUCUGGGAGUCACCUCCCUGUGGUGUGUCUCGCUGUUGCUCUCCUAUGGGGUGUUGAUUGGCGUACUCUGUUCGCAUUUCCAUGGGCCAAGGAUUGUUAUGGCUUUGCUGCUGAGAUCUUAUGUCAGCAGCACUGCGUCGUCGAUCCAUUGGCGGCGGUGGGCCGUAUGCGUUGUCCUGGCGAGACAAUCCGUCGUCCUUGAGGGGAGAACUGACAGGGUGAUCGAGUUGUUGAUACUGUCCGGAUGACGUUGUGUAGAAUUGACCAUCAGGUGCUCUUCUGCCAUUGUCCAAGGGGACCGUCAUAUUACCUGCUUGCCGUCCGUCCUCGCGGGUCGGGCCACCUUGACCAAAACUGUUCAUGUUUGCGGACUGCGAUGAUUGCAUAUUGCCGUCGUGCUGGCGUGGUUCAUUGACGGACAUUGUGGGUGGUCCUCCAUAGAAACUCUGCUGACUCGUGUCCGGCACCAUCCAGGUGGACGGAUCCAUGGCCUGCCAUCCGGCAUGAUACAUUGGCGGAUGAAUCAACAUGGGAGGGUGCAUCCAGAACGGGAAAGAGUGCAUCUGCGAUCCAUUGUCCGGGUGUCCGCUCGAAUAGCUCAUGGCUGCAUAUUGCAUCUGAUCGCUUGCAUUGAACGAAGUGGGUGCGCUGUGGGCGAAAGACGCCUGCUCCAGACUAUGCUGCAUGGACGCAUCGUGGAAGGAAGCAGCCGACAUUUCACUGAAGGAAGACAUGGGUUGCGCAUAAGGUGGUGGUCCUUGGUCACGUGCCCAGGCUUGCGGGUUUCCAUGCAGCGCAUUCUCAUAGUUUGGAGGCCUCGCACUGUAUCUCAGUCUUUUCUCCGGUCGGGCUUCAUCCUCGUACUGGAAUGUUUGAGGUCGUUUGAGAUGAUGUUGUCGUUGUAGUUGCAUGGGGUUGGAGUGGUCAACGGGAGCUUGGUUCGCGAAAGAUCGUGACUGAGGUGUAUGCGUGUUUUCAUCGUUGAAAGAUUGGCUGAGCCCAUCCUGUGUUUGGGCUGUGCCAUCUGCAGCAGCAUUGGGCUGCUGCUGAUCAAACGGUCUCAGCACCCUUUCCACAAUGGCACCCAAUGACAACACAGCAGCUUGGGCAAUGGAGGAUCUGGGUGAUCUUCUCAACGACCCUUGGAAGAACUUGAGAAUAUCUUGUAAGCGAUCCAUAUCUGUCUGAAUGUGAUCAAUAUCCUGCCGUAACCGGGCAAUACCCAGCAAUGAGGCGGCACAAUAAACACCAAAACAUCGCGGCCAAGGUGGAGUGGGUGAGGAAUCGAGAGCGUUGAUGUACUCGAACAGACUC
This is a messenger RNA of Exophiala dermatitidis NIH/UT8656, 1379 nucleotides long. RefSeq lists its product as uncharacterized. Lineage: Eukaryota; Fungi; Ascomycota; Eurotiomycetes; Chaetothyriales; Herpotrichiellaceae. The record is from RefSeq and is a predicted model, not a curated record. The transcript has a single exon. Bases 569 to 970 code for a protein of 133 amino acids.